Messenger RNA from Ctenocephalides felis (cat flea), 2241 nucleotides. RefSeq names its product protein arginine N-methyltransferase 9-like. Gene Ontology annotation, molecular function: protein-arginine omega-N monomethyltransferase activity; protein binding. Bases 121 to 2241 code for a protein of 706 amino acids. The record is from RefSeq and is a predicted model, not a curated record. Gene Ontology annotation, biological process: peptidyl-arginine methylation. Lineage: Eukaryota; Metazoa; Arthropoda; Insecta; Siphonaptera; Pulicidae. The transcript has 2 exons.
AUGGGUUAUGUUUCAGACAAAUUUAGAUUUACUCGUUUAAGAAUUUGCUUAUAAAUAUUUGAAAUGUGAUGUAGUUACAAUUUCAUUUAUUAGGAAAAGCUGUAUUUAAAAAUCACAGAAAUGAGUGGCGUUACUGACUAUGAAAAUAUUAAUUAUGGAAAUACUUUUGCUAGUUUAUUAGCACGAUUGUUGCUGCGACCAGAUGAAAAGAUCGAAUUGGAAGAACUAUUUACUUCAAUAACAAUUAAAUUUUGCGAUCUGCUUCAUCAUGCAGAAAUGAAUGACGAAAUAAUUUCAACGUUUGAAAGUGCCUUAGAAAUUUAUCCUGACAGUCCCAAUUUAUUAAAUGCUUUUGGAUGUAGUUUAGUUAGACUCAAUUAUUUGGAGCAGGCACUUACAAUAUUACAAUAUGCUAGUGAGUGUGAUAAAUCCAAUUUGAUAUGUGUUAGAAAUAUGAAUCAAAUCAAAGACAUGCUGGUAUCUCGAUGGCAUUUUCGAAUGAUUAAUGAUUAUAAAAGGAACAAUGCCUAUCGUGAAGCAAUUUUAAAACAUAUCAGUAAUGGGUAUGAUAUUAUUUUAGAUAUUGGCACUGGAACUGGCUUAUUAUCUUUAUUUGCCUCUGAAGGUAAAUUUAAAUCAAUUCAAGCAUGUGAAUAUUCCAAAACCAUGUUCAAUAUUGCAAAAAAUGUGUUUGUGGCAAAUCAUUGUGAGAGCAUUAAUUUAUUAAAUACUAGUUCGCUGGACAUUGAAGUAGAACAUUUUCCAAAAGUAUCAUUAAUAAUAACUGAAAUUUUUGAUUGUGGAAUUUUUGGAGAGAAUUUGAUUGAAAGCAUACAACAUGCUGCUCAGAAUUUAACACUACCUGAUUGGAAAAUAGUUCCUCAAGGAGUUAUUGUACAUAUUGCAGUAAUUCAAAGCAACACAAUAUAUAAAAAAUCUAGACUUGUUUAUUCAAAUAUCACUGGAUUAUUUGAUGUCAAAUUGUUAGCUCAUUCAGAUGAUACGGAUAUGUAUACUACUGAAAACUUAAGAUUCAUAAAAGAUGUUAGAUAUUUAACAGAAGUUCAAAUCUUAUAUGAUUUUGACUUGAAGUGUGCAAGUUUAAAAACUAGUCUGCAGAGUGAAAAAGAAAUGUCCCUGCAAAGCAUUAAAGAAGGCUAUGUGGAUGCAUUUGCAGUGUGGAUGACUUUAAAAUUAGACGAAGAAAACAUAAUAACUACAAGUCCAUUUAGUGAUAAUGAUUAUUGUUGUUGGGACCAGGCUAUAUUUUGUACAAAACAGCAAUUUAAAGUGGGGAAUGGAGAAUAUUUCUCUCUAAGAACUUUUUGCAAAGAUAUGUUAGUUAUUGAUCAUUAUUCCUUAGCUGCAGACACUAACAGUGUUCCUUUACCUGGUAAAGUAAUACAAUUUUUGAAUGAUAAAUUAUAUAUUGAAAUGUUAAUGACUAUUUUCUCGUACCUACAAACAAAUAAUAUUACCAUCUCAACUAUGUUAGAUUUAUCACCAUUUCCAAUAUUAGGAUUGUUAUUGCUAAAAGAAAAAAAAUGUGAUUACCUCAUAUGUAAUGAUUGUGAUAUAAAUGUUAAAUCUUUUAUAACUCUUGUUUCUCAUAUGAAUUCAAUAGAUAUAGAAAAAAUACAUUUUUGUGAUGUAGGUAAGAUAGAUAGUUCUACAACUUUUGAUAUCAUAGUAUUUAAUUGGGUGCAUGAAAGUGGAGAAAUAUCUGAUGAUUAUCUUAUACAAAUAGAUCUUAUUAAAUUUUUGAAUCCUGAAGGAUUAGUCAUACCUUAUCAAAUAAAUUUAAAUGGGAUUUUGGUUGACAGUAAAUGGUUAGACUUCAUUAGCACAGUAUCCGAUUCAAAUGUUAGAGGUUACAGAAUUGCAGAGUUUAUUAAUAAAUAUCAAGUUAAAACACACAUUAAUUUUAAGAUAGAUGAAAUAGAUUUCAUUUCAUGUAGUGAUGUUAUUGACUUAGGAAUUUUGAGUUUAAAUGAUAAUAAAAUCAAUAAAAUAGUUGUACCUGCAACAUGCGAUUGCAAUAUUAAUGGAAUUUUAUACUGGUAUGAGAUAAAAUUACUCAAAUCAGAUAUAUUUUAUACUACAAAGAAUUCUGAGAGCUAUAUUAAAAAUGCUGCUUUUAUUUUUGAACCAAUGACUUUGAAAACAAGUGAAAGUAUUACUUUGAAUGUGUUGCAAAGUGAUGGAAUACUGAAAAUUGAUGUUGAGAAAAGUAACAUCUAA